This is a messenger RNA of Asparagus officinalis (garden asparagus), 1269 nucleotides long. Its product is annotated as plasma membrane ATPase-like. Gene Ontology annotation, biological process: regulation of intracellular pH; proton transmembrane transport. The record is from RefSeq and is a predicted model, not a curated record. The transcript is spliced from 6 exons. Gene Ontology annotation, molecular function: P-type proton-exporting transporter activity. NCBI's taxonomy places the organism in Eukaryota, Viridiplantae, Streptophyta, Magnoliopsida, Asparagales, Asparagaceae. The coding region runs from base 52 to 522 and encodes 156 amino acids. Gene Ontology annotation, cellular component: plasma membrane.
CUAAGUGUGAUUAUAAGUGUUGUUCUUACUAGUAGAGCUAUUUUCCAGAGAAUGAAGAAUUACACCAUUUAUGCCGUCUCAAUUACCAUCCGUAUUGUGCUAGGAUUCAUGCUUAUUGCACUGAUAUGGAAAUUUGAUUUCUCCCCUUUCAUGGUUUUGAUCAUUGUCAUCCUUAAUGAUGGUACAAUCAUGACUAUUUCAAAGGAUCGAGUGAAGCCAUCUCCAUUACCCGACAGUUGGAAGCUCAAGGAAAUUUUUGCUACAGGUGUAGUCCUUGGUAGUUAUUUGGCAUUGAUGACUGUCAUCUUCUUCUGGGCUAUGAAGGAGACCGACUUCUUCUCUGACAAAUUCAGUGUGAGAUCAUUGAGGCACAGGGAAGACGAAAUGAUGUCUGCUUUAUACCUGCAAGUCAGUAUUGUGAGCCAAGCUCUCAUAUUUGUGACUCGAUCUCGCAGGUGGUUCUUUGUUGAGCGCCCUGGGCUUCUCUUGGUCAGUGCCUUCAUCGUGGCUCAGCUUGCAUAGACAUAUUGCCCGAACCACGUAAAAAUUCUGAGGAGAGAUAACAUGAAAAGGAAAUGGCAGGCGAUGAUGAAUCCCAAAUCUCAGCUUGAAGCUCCACGUGGAUGUUCGUCUCAAAAAAGUUCUCUUCGCAGAGGCUGAUAAAGACUUCAUUGGUUUCCUGUUCGGCCUCCUCGUUUUCUACCAGUAGGCUCAGUCAUCAAACUGAUCUCUCGUAAAUCAAUGACCAGCUGCAUCGCCAAGAUUUAUCAGAGCAUCGAGAAGUUACGCGAGACCUAUCUGCAGCCAAACAUGAUCAAAGAGUCUCUUCUUCAACCCGAGAGUUUGUCUGCUGAUGCAAUGAGCCCCCUUUUGUUGGGCGAUGCAACUGUUGCUGCCUCUCUAACUAUCAUAUCAAUGUGGAAUUUACAAUGAUACAGUUAGAAAUAUAGGAUGUCCUAGUUUUGGGAUUGUGAUGAAGAAUGGGGUCUAAGUUUAUAACGCCAACUGUUUCUUCUUACGCUGUAACUGCUGCUGCUUCUGCUUCAGCUGAAGGUGGGGGUUAUGUUAAGGGAGUAGUUACUUAUAUGGUGAAGUUACACUAAUGUCUGCGAUAACGAGCAUAUGUUUGAUUAAUGGAGUGAAGAGGGAUGAUGUUGAAUUGGAGGAGAAGUUGGUUUAGUAUGGAAUUAAAAGAUAAGUUGAUAGUUUGUCUUUAUAUAUUUUAAUGUCAGAUUUGAUUAAUCAUUUGAUGUUUUUAUUUUAUUUUUA